CAAGACUACAACAUUAAUUCAGACUUCUACCUCCAUGGCAUUAGCGAAAGCCAACAAGAAUGUUGUUUCUGUCCAAUUUGUUUGCAGCUUUUAUCUACUUAUCAUCACUGCUAGCUCUGGUACAGAUUGGCAUGAAAAGAGACAUUCAGCUGCAGGAGACUGGAUAAACCAUGGUGGUGACAUAUACAACCGUAGAUAUGCCUAUGGAGAAACCAAGAUCAGCCCUUCAACGGUCUCAAAGCUACGUCUCAAGUGGACAUUCUAUGCAGGCAAAGACAUCUCUGCAACACCUGCAAUUUUCAAUGGCACCCUUUAUUUCCCAAGCUGGAAUGGUUACCUGUACGCCGUCAAAGCUGUGGAUGGCUCUCUUGUUUGGAAACAAAACCUGCAAAACCUAACUGGUCUUGGUCCACCAACUUUCCUCCAAAAUGUUACUGCAACGGUGUCGAGAUCAACUCCAACUGUAGCUGGUGAUCUGCUCAUAGUCGGAAUCUAUGGACCCGCUGUUGUUAUUGCUGUUAAACGAGCAACCGGAGAGCUGGUCUGGUCCACCCUGCUUGAUAGUCAUCCGGUUGGUCUUAUCACCAUGUCCGGGACAUUACAUAAAGGAGGUUUCUAUGUUGGAACAUCUUCUUUUGAAGAAGACGUCAGCAGCAUUGAGACCUGCUGCACCUUCCGUGGCAGCCUUGCCAGACUAGACUUCCGAACAGGCGCCGUCAUGUGGCAGACCUUCAUGGUGCCUGACAACCACGGCAUGACCGGAGAGUACUCCGGAGCAGCAAUAUGGGGAAGCAGCCCUUCCAUUGAUAUUAAACGGAACCUUGUCUACAUUGCCACAGGAAACCUAUACUCAGCUCCUCUGCGUGUUCAACAAUGUCAAGAAAGACAGAACAAUCAGACUUUGCCUACUCAUCCAGACGAGUGUGUUGAGCCCGAAAAUCAUUCUGAUUCUAUAAUGGCGUUGGAUUUGGACACUGGAGUGAUCAAGUGGUAUAGGCAGCUGGGAGGGUAUGAUGUUUGGUUCGUGGCCUGCAGCAACCUUUCGGCAUCCCCUGAUUGCCCUCCCGGUCCCAACCCGGAUGCCGAUUUUGGGGAGGCACCGAUGAUGCUAAGCAUUCAUGUCAAUGGAAGCAAACAAGAUGUUGUGGUAGCUGUUCAGAAGAGUGGAUUUGCAUGGGCUUUGGAUCGCGAUGAUGGCAGCAUUGUCUGGUCCACGGAAAGUGGACCUGGUGGGGUUGCUGGAGGAGGUACAUGGGGAGCAGCCACGGACACAAAGAGGAUCUACACCAACAUUGUCAACAGUGACGCUAAAAACUUCACUCUCAAGCCAUCCAACAAAACCACAACUGCAGGCGGAUGGGUGGCAAUGGAUGCUCACACUGGCACGAUCCUAUGGUCCACCGCUAAUCCUAGCAAUGCCAAUUCCAAUGGUCCGGUCACUGUUGCUAACGGUGUCCUAUUUGCUGGAUCCGCAUAUCCAACAGGACCCAUCUACGCCAUGAAUGCUAAAACCGGGAAGAUUCUAUGGUCACAGGACACCGGAGCCACUGUAUAUGGUGGCAUGUCAGUGAGCCAGGGAUGCAUUUAUGUGGGGAAUGGUUAUAAAGUAAGCCUUGGAGUGGUGGCAUUCCCAACCUUUACCGGAGGUACUUCACUCUUCGCCUUCUGUGUCAACCAAUGAAAACUUAUUGCAUAGGGAAUCAGGAAUUGUUAAUGGGGUGGACUAAUAUUGGUAAUAAUUUUUUUUUUUUUUUGGGAAGGCUUGAGCCUACCAUAGCCCACCCUAGAUCCGCCCUUUCUUGUAUGUAGUAUCGGUAUGUCAUAUCAAAUAAUAAUAAGUGUUAUAUAUGUUUUGUAAAAUAUAAAAGUUUUUUUAAGUGUUCAAGACUUCAAGUAUUAAAUUCUU
Cornus florida is the source of this 1906-nucleotide messenger RNA. RefSeq lists its product as uncharacterized. Bases 35 to 1681 code for a protein of 548 amino acids. The record is from RefSeq and is a predicted model, not a curated record. The transcript is spliced from 4 exons. NCBI's taxonomy places the organism in Eukaryota, Viridiplantae, Streptophyta, Magnoliopsida, Cornales, Cornaceae.